UUCAGUAGCGAGAGGGGCUGAGAAAGUGGUGACACCGCCGGGGUGCGGAGGGAGUCCCUGAAACUUCUCCCAACAGCCCCAGGGCCAAUCUCCCCUCAGCCCACUCCCCUCUUCGCCAGCUCCCAGGUCCCCACUCCCUGCACCGGGGGUGGGGUGGGGAGCCAGGCCCGUCUCCCGCUGGGACACACACAGGGGCCGGGAGUGGGGACGGGACCCCCGAGGAGGGGGGGACGGACCGACAGACAGACGGCCGGGCGCCCGCCCCAGCGGGCAGGCAGGCAGAAGGAGGCGGAGGCGGGGGUACGACGGGGAGGACUGGGUCUGGGGAGUUUCCUCUCAACUAUCGGGGGAGAAACUCCCCGCAGCCGGAGGAAAGACCCAGACGGUGUUUUCCUCCCGGGGGCCGCGCUCCCCCGCCCCGCGUAGCGGCGGUCACCGCCGCCGCCGCCACCGGCGCCUCCACCUCUACCAUCUCCUCUUUCUCCACCACCUCGGGCCCCGGUGUCCCCGGCCAGCACUAUGCCCAUCUUACUGUUCCUGAUAGACACGUCUGCCUCUAUGAACCAGCGCAGCCAUCUGGGCACCACCUACCUGGACACGGCCAAAGGCGCGGUAGAGACCUUCAUGAAGCUCCGUGCCCGGGACCCUGCCAGCAGAGGAGACAGGUAUAUGCUGGUCACUUUCGAAGAGCCGCCCUAUGCUAUCAAGGCCGGGUGGAAAGAAAACCAUGCAACGUUUAUGAAUGAACUGAAAAACCUUCAGGCUGAAGGACUUACGACUCUUGGCCAAUCCUUAAGGACAGCUUUUGAUUUAUUAAAUUUAAAUAGAUUAGUAACUGGCAUAGACAACUAUGGGCAGGGACGAAACCCUUUUUUCUUGGAGCCAGCAAUAAUUAUUACAAUUACUGAUGGGAGCAAGCUGACUACUACCAGUGGAGUCCAGGAUGAGCUCCAUUUACCUCUUAAUUCUCCUUUGCCUGGAAGUGAAUUGACCAAGGAACCUUUUCGUUGGGAUCAGAGACUCUUUGCACUAGUGUUGCGGUUGCCUGGCACCAUGUCAGUAGAAUCAGAACAGUUGACAGGUGUGCCUUUAGAUGACUCUGCGAUCACACCAAUGUGUGAAGUGACAGGCGGCCGCUCAUACUCUGUAUGUUCUCCAAGAAUGCUUAAUCAGUGUCUGGAGUCCUUGGUGCAGAAAGUGCAAAGUGGGGUGGUAAUAAACUUUGAAAAAGCAGGACCAGAUCCUUCACCUGUAGAAGAUGGGCAGCCAGAUAUAUCAAGACCCUUUGGGUCACAGCCUUGGCAUAGCUGUCACAAACUCAUAUAUGUCAGACCAAAUCCUAAAACUGGGGUUCCUAUAGGUCAUUGGCCUGUUCCAGAGUCUUUUUGGCCAGAUCAGAAUUCUCCAACACUACCACCUCGUACGUCUCAUCCUGUAGUGAAGUUUUCCUGUACGGACUGUGAACCGAUGGUUAUUGACAAAUUGCCAUUUGACAAAUAUGAGUUGGAACCUUCACCAUUGACUCAGUUUAUCCUGGAAAGGAAAUCUCCUCAAACAUGUUGGCAGGUCUAUGUGAGCAAUAGUGCAAAAUAUAGUGAACUUGGUCAUCCCUUUGGUUACUUGAAAGCCAGUACAGCACUGAACUGUGUCAACUUAUUUGUGAUGCCUUACAAUUACCCAGUCCUUCUUCCCCUUUUAGAUGACUUGUUUAAAGUACAUAAAGCAAAACCAACAUUGAAAUGGAGACAGUCAUUUGAAAGUUAUUUGAAGACAAUGCCUCCCUACUAUCUUGGGCCUUUGAAGAAAGCUGUUAGAAUGAUGGGAGCACCUAACCUAAUAGCAGACAGUAUGGAAUAUGGACUUAGUUACAGUGUCAUUUCAUACCUCAAAAAAUUGAGUCAACAGGCUAAAAUAGAAUCUGAUCGAGUCAUCGGAUCUGUAGGCAAAAAAGUAGUCCAGGAAACUGGAAUUAAAGUCCGAAGCCGAUCACAUGGUUUAUCAAUGGCUUAUAGGAAAGAUUUUCAACAAUUGCUCCAGGGAAUUUCAGAGGAUGUUCCUCACAGACUGCUAGACCUUAAUAUGAAAGAAUACACUGGGUUCCAAGUUGCUUUGCUCAAUAAGGAUUUGAAGCCACAAACAUUUAGAAAUGCAUAUGACAUACCAAGGCGGAAUCUUUUGGAUCACUUAACACGAAUGAGAUCUAAUCUUUUGAAGAGCACCCGCAGAUUUCUUAAAGGACAGGAUGAAGAUCAAGUGCACAGUGUUCCUAUAGCACAAAUGGGGAAUUACCAGGAAUACCUCAAGCAAGUACCUUCUCCACUAAGAGAACUUGAUCCUGAUCAGCCUCGAAGGUUGCAUACAUUUGGCAACCCUUUUAAGUUAGAUAAAAAGGGUAUGAUGAUAGAUGAAGCAGAUGAAUUUGUGGCUGGACCUCAAAAUAAACAUAAACGACCUGGAGAACCAAAUAUGCAAGGGAUCCCUAAAAGACGUCGCUGUAUGUCUCCACUACUAAGAGGCAGACAACAGAAUCCAGUUGUGAACAAUCAUAUUGGAGGAAAAGGACCACCUGUACCUAUGACUCAAGCACAGCCAGAUCUUAUUAAACCCCUUCCUCUUCAUAAAAUUUCAGAAGCCACUAAUGACUCGACAAUAGAUGAUGUGGUUGAAAAUCACGUUGCAGACCAACUUUCAUCAGAUAUUACACCAAAUGCUAUGGAUACUGAAUUUUCACCUUCUUCCCCAGCCAAUCUACUGGAACGACCAACCAAUCAUACAGAGGCUCUUGGUCAUGACCAUUUAGGAACUAAUGACCUCACUGUUGGUGGAUUUUUAGAAAAUCAUGAGGAACCAAGAGAUAAAGAACAGUGUCCUGAAGAGAAUAUACCAGCAUCUUCACUCAACAAAGGAAAGAAAUUGAUGCAUUGCAGAAGCCAUGAAGAGGUCAACACUGAACUAAAAGCACAAAUAAUGAAAGAAAUCCGAAAGCCAGGAAGAAAAUAUGAAAGAAUCUUCACAUUACUGAAGCAUGUGCAAGGCAGUUUACAAACAAGACUAAUAUUUUUACAAAAUGUCAUUAAAGAAGCAUCAAGGUUUAAAAAACGAAUGCUAAUAGAACAACUGGAGAACUUCUUGGAUGAAAUUCAUCGAAGAGCCAAUCAGAUCAACCAUAUUAAUAGCAAUUAAAAGAAAACAGAAUGUGGCCACUUAUUUCACUAUCUUCUCCAAAUACAAAGUAAAUACAA
Zalophus californianus (California sea lion) is the source of this 3242-nucleotide messenger RNA. RefSeq names its product integrator complex subunit 6 (gene INTS6). Bases 520 to 3183 code for a protein of 887 amino acids. NCBI's taxonomy places the organism in Eukaryota, Metazoa, Chordata, Mammalia, Carnivora, Otariidae. The transcript has 18 exons. Gene Ontology annotation, cellular component: integrator complex. Gene Ontology annotation, biological process: snRNA 3'-end processing. The record is from RefSeq and is a predicted model, not a curated record.